AUGAGCCAGGGGCCGCGCCGCCUGCACGUACGUCCCGCAAAGCAGAACCGUACUGCGGGCAGCGGACCGCCUCAUAUUGACCAGGCGUACUGCGGAGCGGCGGCUGGUGACAGCGCUGCAUACGGCGCGGCAGGACGUAGUAAGGGAGAUACUGUAGCUCGCAGUGAACUCGAGGACACAAGAAGGUGCACCAGAUGGAGUGAGGCAACGGGUGAGCGCGUGCUCGGCUCGGCGACUGCCUCCGCCGGCGGCUGUGCAGGAGGCGGCUGCGGCCUCUGCGGCUGCGGGGAUGGGCUGCACGCACAGCCGCCGCCGCUGCCGGCUGGCUGCGUCUUGCGGCUUCUCGUGCCAGUCAGUGGGCCACAGGCGCCGGCGUCGUUGGCACGUCGCAGAGGUGCGGCUCGGCGGCCGCGCAGGGCGGGCGCCGCCCACCUGCCGUCUCGUGGCGGCGGCGGCGGCGGCGGCGGCGGCUGCGAACAUCGACCGUCCCUGCGGUCGGACGGAAGAGAUUCUGGCCCUCCGAAGCUAGCUGCUCCGAGCGUUAAGUCAAAUGCGCGGCGGCGGCGGCGGCAGUGGCGGUGGCCCGCGUACCGCUAUAAUGGAUCAGCCGAGAAUUACCACCGGCAGAUGGGGCGCGCACGGGCGAUGUGUGUGAGCAGAGCGCCCAGAGACACAGAGCAAACACAGGCUCGCUGCGGAGUAAAACACCGUGAAAAUUUAAUAUCGCCGCAGGGGGUGGAGGCGGGGGCGGGAGCGGGGGCGGGGGCGGGACGGCGCCUGUCGUCCGGCGCUGAUAACUUUGCGGGUCCGCCGCCGCCGCCGUCGCACAAAGAAGCUUCGACAGGAAAAAAAAGACUAGAAUGUUUCGGUUUCGGCACUAGCAUCGUGGCACAGUGCAGCGACGCUGGCGGCUGCGGGGACCGCAGAGCGCGCCGGCGCGCCGCAGCGCAAGUGACCAGCGAGCGCGGCGCCGUCACUUGGCGGGCGGGUCGCGUUUCGGUGACACGGCGGGCCGGCGUGGCGUGCAGUCGCGACCGCGGACGCGAGGCGUCGGCGUCGGCGGCGGCGGCGGCGGUGCCUGGCACGGCGCACGGCUUGGUGCGCGAGACGGAGGCGGCGCUCAAGUCGCUGUCCGGCUCGUGGCCCGGCCCGCGGGCCUCGUUCUACGGGCCUCCCGCAGAUCCGCCGCCUGCCUUCGAGAACCUGUUCGAGGAGAAGAAGGUCGAGCAGCACCAGCUGGCGUCUCCGGAACAUACUGAGGACAUCAAGCCCCACAUCGCUGCCCAGCACUCACCGCAGCAGCAGGACGUAAAGCCAGUGCUGCUGCCGUCCACGGGCGAGAUCGUCAAAGAUCCUGCACAGCUGACUCCUUCAGUGAAAGCCAACGGCGCUGGCUCCAGCGGGGGUGGAGAUUUGGAGAACCUGCUGAAGAUCGAGAACGAGUGCGCGAGCGCCCAGUCCAAGGUGGGCACAGCGACGGCCGGUAGCGACACGACAGGACCCAAGUUCUCGCAGCCACGCUACGAGCCAGACUUCAACGAACUGGUCGAUGAUUCGUCAAACGAGCUGGAAAUCGACAUGUCAGACCCGUCAGCAACCGGUGGGGCCAGCGGCACCGUAACGGCGCAAAGCGACGUUAAGGAACGAGCGGUUCCCAAAGCGGUGGAUGGGCAGCAUCAGCCGACGGCGUCCCCGGCCUCCGUUACGUCCGCUUUCAGCCCCAACAACUCGGCGGCAACUUCAGCAUUUCGCACUCCUACCACAACAAAGGUGCCUCCACCGUUGGACCCUCUGGGCCCGUUCCCCGCAGCUGCCACAUUCGUGGGUUACCCUGGUGCGAGCGCGGGCCCCGAGUCCAAGCCGGGCAAGCCGGGGGCCGCUGAUCUCCUGAAGGCGGUUUCGCAAGCGCCCGGCUCCGGCGGUGGCCUGCCCAGCAAAGCAGCGCACCAUUACACCGUGCUCAAGGGCGGCGCUGCCACCGGGGCUGUUAACGGCACGGCCGCCGCCUGCCACGACGCCAAGCAGUACACCGUGCUGCAGCCCGCGGGCGCCGGCCAAGACGUCGUGGUCAGCGUAGAGCCAGCUAAGCCGCUGCCGUCGCCGCCCGCCAGGACAGAGGGUAGCCGCUGUCCUACGCCUGGUUGCACGGGGCAAGGUCACGUCACUGGACUCUACUCGCAUCAUCGCAGCUUAUCCGGAUGCCCAAGAAAAGACAAGGUGACACCUGAAAUCCUGGCGAUGCAUGAGACAAUUCUGAAAUGCCCCACCCCCGGUUGCAAUGGGCGGGGCCAUGUUAGCUCCAACCGGAACACCCACCGCAGCCUGUCGGGCUGCCCGCUGGCCGCCGCCUCCCGGCUGGCGGCGCGCCUCAGCCGCAAGCAGCAGCAGCUCCACCAGCGCCUGCCCCCAGUUGGCGGCACCACGUGCCCACCAGAAUUCGGCUUCAACUGUGGGACUGGUGGCAGCGUUACUGGGAAUCCUGGUCCGAAAACAGAGGGGACUCCAAACAAAUCUUGCUACGGAAGCAGUGACACCCAGCAACAGCAGCAGCAACAGCAACAGCAGCAGCAGCAGCAGCCGCCGCCACCGCCGCAACAGCAGCAGCAGCAAUUCUACAAGAAGCCCAAAUCACCUGAGUCGGCCAUCGCUGCUGGCGGUCGCCUCAUACCGAAGUCUGAAGUAGUAUCGGCUGCCAGUUGCUGUUCGGUGACUCUGAAAGUCGAGGCGGGUGCCGGGAGUAACUCGGAGCCCUACCUCAGUCACGACUCCAACUCGUCGUCAGUGUCGAGCAUGGAGCCGCCGCCGCCGCAGCAGCCGGGCCCGCCACCCAUGGGCUACGGCAUCGGAUACGAACCGCUGCCUCCGCCGCCGCCUCCGGUGGCGUCCGCCGAGGAGCUGUACGGGCGGUACGCGGGGCGGCCGGGCGGCGGGCCGGGUCCGGUGCCGGCGCAGUACAUCGGCCAGGGCUCCCCCUACGAUCCCGCAGCGGCGGCCGCUGCCGCAGCCGCUGCAGCCGCCGCAGCCGCCGGCUACGACCAGCAGCGCUACCCGCAGCUCUACGCCACGCCCACCACCUACCAGGAUGACUACCAGCAGCAUCCUCAGGAGCAGCUGCCGCUGCUGAAGACGGAACCGGUGACAGAGCCGCUGUACCCGCGCCCCAUGUACCACUUCGAUCCCAACGGCGGGGCGCUGCCGCCCGGCUUCUCCUCGGCCAUCAACCUGUCCGUCAAGUGUGUAGCGGCAGGCCAGCUCAAGGGCAACACCUCACCCGGCGGCUCCGUCAUGGACCUGUCCACGUCCAGCGUCACCUCCACCAGCCCGCAGGGCCCGGCAUACGGCGCGAGCAGCCUGAGCCCGCACUACGCCGGUCCGCGGGGCUCCAGCCCGCAGGCGGCGACCAGUCCACACCUCUCCGCCAGUCCGCACGUGCCCAGCCCGCAGGGACAGACUCUGGACCUCAGCGUCAGCAGGGUGCCCGCGAGCGGCGCGCCGAGCCCCAUGUACCCAGGCGGCGCCUACCUGACGGCGGCGGCGACGGCGGCCGCAGCUGCUGCGGCAGCGGCAGCGCCCCCGCGCGACGAGCAGACGGAGCCGGUGGACUUCUCGACGGCUAACGAACCCGUCAACUUCAGCCGCGGGCCCGUUUUCCCCGCGGGCGCAGCCGCCUACAGCCGCGAGUCCACGCCCGACAGCGGCUCCCACUACCUCGACUCCUACCGCGAACACGCCAACGGCGGGUGGUAUGUCGCAGGGUACGCGAGUCCCCACCCAGGCUACGCGAUGCAGCAGGCGGAGUACCCGCCAGCGGCCAACAGCUACGCCGCCUACUCCUACUCGUGCGCCAGCGGCUACCCGGGGGGCGGCUACGCGGCGCCCGUCUCCUCCGGCUACUCGCCCGCUGCGCCCUGCUACGCCAUGCCGCCCCCGCAGCCGCCGCAGCCGCCCCUCGACAAGCCUAUCAAGGAGGAAGGCCUCUCCGGUUGCCCACGAGCCGACCGGUCACAAAUCCAGGCGCACUCACAGGAGCUGAAGUGCCCGACACCGGGGUGCGACGGCUCAGGUCAUGCCACCGGUAACUACUCGUCCCACCGUUCGCUGUCGGGAUGCCCACGCGCCAACAAGCCCAAAAGCAAGCCGCGCGACGGUCAGGACUCCGAACCACUCAGGUGCCCCAUCCCCGGCUGCGACGGCUCCGGACACGCCACCGGCAAGUUCCUGUCGCACAGGAGCGCGUCGGGCUGCCCCAUCGCCAACCGCAACAAGCUGCGCGUGCUCGAGUCUUCGUCCUCGUCGUCUGCAGCGGUGGCCGGCGUCUUCGAGGGCAGUGGUUCGUCUUCUUGCCCGGCCCCCGCCUACGACGGUCCCGGUCACACCGAUGGUUCCUCCUUCCUCGCGCACCAUCGAGCCACGCUGUCCAGCUGCCCCCUGACUGUUGCCGCCCCCGGAACGGGCACCCAUCACCCGCCACCCCCCGUUCCAGCCCCGGGGACUGCGGCCGCUGCAGCAGCUGCUGCUGCAGUUGCCGCAGCCGCCGUUGCAGGACCACCGGCGCUCGUCAAGAAGGCACACAAGUUCACCGAGGAGCUGUACUCCAAGGCGCCUCCAGAUAUUCAGUAUUUUAACAAUCCAACAUGUGGAAGGCAGCACACUUCUAAUGCAGCAUCGUUUAAUAUUGGAAGUAUAGAAGGCCCUGUCAAUGCAGUGGGUUCUGGCAGUGAAGACUUGGUGACAUUAGAAGCAGAGAUCACAGAAUUGCAGCGUGAAAAUGCUCGUGUUGAGUCACAGAUGCUCCGUCUACGCACUGAUAUAACAGCCAUGGAAGCACACCUUCGUCAUGGAGAAAAGGAGAACCAGAUGAUUAGCCAACGCAACAACAAUCUAAAUGAAUACUACGAAAACCUUCGAAAUAAUGUUAUUACUUUACUGGAGCAUGUGAGAUUACCUGGUGGAGGUAGUGGACAACCAGGAAUUGGACCUGCUCCUGGAGAAAAGUUGGUUCAUGAUAAUUUUGACAGCUACCUCAGUAAGCUUCAAACCCUAUGUACUUCCGAUGGUUACUGUGAUGCCGAAGGUAAUCGACCAUUGUAUGAAACUGUGAAAUCUGCUCUACAAGACUUUACUGUACUGCCUACACCCAUCUGAAUUUAACAAACAAAUUAAUAUGAUCUGCAGGUUGAUGCUGAGAAAAUUAAUUAUUGAUCCUACCAUUUACGGAUAAUGUGUGAGUCAGUUGGCAUUAUCGUGAAAUAGUGCUGUGAAUGAAUUAGUAUGCAGUGAUCUUAGUAUGUAUUUGACUCAACAGUAGUGUCUUUGACACCAGAUACUUGGGUUGUUACCCAUGCUACCUUUUUUAAUGAUUAUCAGCUAAUUUUGUGCAUCUAUGCUGGUGUGACUACUUGUGUCUGAACCUGUGAUCCCCGACCUGCAAGUGCAUCUGUGCAAUUGAUUGUAGGCAUAAAAUAUCAACGAAUUCAACUGUGUUGUGAUUAAUAGUUUAUACAGACUUGUAAGUAUUGUAAUCCUCAAUGCUAUAGGUCAGUGUUGUAAUAGAUCGUUUUCUUUGGGAGAUGUCUGUAUUAACACCACUCUUAAAUGCUACAAUGAAGACAAAUGUGGUAUAUGCAGCAAUGGAUUUAAUUAAAAAUUAAAUUAUUUCACAUUUCUGAGUGGUUUACUCAUGUUUCCAAAAACUAUGUCCAAUGUAGAUGAAUUUGCCAUUCAUGUGUGACAGUUGAUUUUGUUGAUUGUCCUUGGAUGUGAAUUCACUAGAGUGACAUUCUACUCCAUUGAGAAUAAAUAACACGUUGUUGUGUAUCCUAUGUAGAAUAAAUAUUCUGUUUGUUAGAGCAAAAAAAGAAAAGUGUUAUUUACGAGUAUUACAUGAUCAUUGUACAAGACUAUUUUUGUGCACAUCCCUUCAAGUUUUAUGAUUUCUUGUGUAAGACUACAACAGUCAAUACUUUAUUACCAUAAGCAAAAAGUUUCAAUGGAAAUACAGGGCAAUAUAUUGACACUACAGUAAUGAUAUUUUCUAUGAGGUAUAUUUGUCCUCUCCUGUAACUGGAUAUGACAUCAUGGUGCUAGAUGAAGGUGUUGCAGUCAUGAAUGACAUCUGAUACAUUUUUUGCAAUUGUCUUAAGUGAAGAAUAAGAAUAUUGUUUGUUUAUGCCUCAACAGAUAGCUUGUUAGACUGAUGUGUUUUUGUUUGUUGUUGUAUUAUUGAUUUUUGUUAAUGCCAUUUAAGCAGAAGUUGCUGUUUAUGCCAACAUAAUGGCAGCUACAAAUAUUUAUCCCUAUUAAAUGUUAUAAAAGCCUUAUAUGUAAUCUUCUGUGAAAGAAAUACUUUCCAUUUUCAUUUAUAUGUACUUAGCGUGUAUUUAUUUUUUGAAAUCUGAAAAACACACCAAAUUUUUCUAAAGUUCAACUGUAACGUGAGAAUGACAAGAAAAUUUGGAACUACAUAAGAGUGUGCAAUGCAUGUAAUGUGAUUACAAAGUAAAUACUGUAUUAGGCAAUAUCUCAGUGUUCUGUAAAUUAUUCUGCUUGUUAUUUGUCUACACUAGGAUUGGUUUACUUAUGAAAUUUGUAAAACAAAAAUUAAAUCAGACAAAGCUGUGCUCUAAGCUGAAAGUACACAUAUAAUUAUUUGCAUUAAUGUUACCUUCCUGUGUAAUGUAUAGUCCGUAAUGCUGUUUAUUUUAAACUGGACAGAUAGGUACUACAGGAUAAAAAAUUUCUUGUUUCAAAUGCCUGCAUCCUAUGAACUGUGAAUUUUCCAAGGAGUUUGACAAUUCAUUAAGCACUUUAAAUCUAAUACAGUACUUACCAAGAAUAUAAUUUUAAUGCUUUAACAAAAAUGAUAUUAAAUUUAUUUUUUGUUCAUGUAAACAAAAUAAAAAUAAAUUGUCUAGAUGUUUUUUAAGAAACAAUUGCUACUCAUGAUGUCAAUCACUGGAUUAAAACUGAACCUGUGCAGUUUACCAAUUUUAGGUAAAGAACAAUCAGUAUGGCCUUUUGCCAUGUGCUGAAAGCUCAAAAGUUAUUAGAAGUUAGAGACAAGGUUUUAACCACUGGGAAAUAACAUGUACAUAGGAUACCAAGAGAGUAUCAAUAAAACAAUCAUCUUUCUGCAUGUUUAUAUUGCAGCUUGUAUAAAAGAUGAUGGAUGUUUAGGUAACAGCACAAGUCAAUGCAUAUUUUCUGGUCAUUUUAUUUUGUAUUUUUGUAAUGCUAUGAAAAAAUGUUGAUAUACUGCUUUGUAGCCUCAAAAAACUAAAAUCAAGACACUCACAAAGAGAAAUAUUUAAUUCAGUUGACCUUCAUUAGGUUCUCCAACAGGUGUUGUACAAGCAUUUGCAGCUGCUUCUGAAAUUUCAUGAUGUGAUGAUAGUUUUAUAUACAUAUUCAUAUUUUAGUAUCACUUCAUAUGUAUUAUGUAUUGUCAAAAUAUAUUACUGUUAUGAUGUACACUGUUAUCUCAGACCCUUAUUCAUAAACACGGCUCAUUAACCACUGGAGCAACUGCAAAUGCCAUAGCUGCAGCACAUAACAAAUUAGUCUGUCUCCAGGUGUAAUAUAGAAUUCAUUAACUAUCAUCAGUGUAUAGUAUAUAUGUGUUAAUGAUGUUAA
Molecule: messenger RNA, 7632 nt
Organism: Schistocerca cancellata (South American locust)
Lineage: Eukaryota; Metazoa; Arthropoda; Insecta; Orthoptera; Acrididae
Product: mucin-19-like
Exons: 24
Coding region: 1-5145 (1714 amino acids)
Biological process (GO): regulation of transcription by RNA polymerase II
Cellular component (GO): nucleus
Molecular function (GO): zinc ion binding; DNA-binding transcription factor activity, RNA polymerase II-specific; RNA polymerase II cis-regulatory region sequence-specific DNA binding
Source: RefSeq, a predicted model, not a curated record